AUGUCAACUCCUGAUAUUGAACUCGGCACCCGAAAUGUAACUUCUAAGCGCGGCUUUGCGCUCGUGGCAUCUAAGAUCAACAGCGAUGUUGACAAAACAACCACUAUCUACCGACGCUUCGACGAGCUUUCCGCGCGAAGCCUGCUCUAUUUCCAAGCCGAGCUAGCGGAGUUGGAGGAGGAGUUGAAGGAUAACGACGACGAAGAUAGUCAGGCGAGGGAUAAGAUUGCUGUGGAUUGCCAGCGGGAUUGGAGUGUAUUUGAGCGGAGUGCGGGGGAAGGGGUGGAGAGAGAGAAGAGGAGAAUGGAGUUGGUGAUGAAGAUCAGGGAGAAGCUUGAGAAAUAUCACAGGGCACUCGCGACUCAACAAACACUCCUCAAUGCCCCGACCCCUUCCCCCAGCACAGUGAAAGCCCUCCGCAAGUGGUUCUUCAACAACACCUCCACAUGCAGACCCACCUCUCACGAAACACCCCGUCUCUGGGGCGCAUCCGAGCGUAUGUACGACAACAUCCACGAUCUCGUUGCGCUCCGUGUCCCAGCAGAUCAAGACCGCCUCUCAAGCUUCGUCCAAAACAACUUCUCCCUACUCUUCCAAACCUCGUCUCCAGAUGGGACAACAGCCUACAUUUCCGAGCGCUCACUCUCGCACUUCGUCACUAUUCUCAGUACUGUGUUGGCGGCGGUCAUGCUUCUCGGCGCGAUCAUUUCGUUGUAUACUGUAAAGAAUCCACAUGCGUUGUUGGGGAUGUUGAGUGGCUGGACGGUGCUGUUUGCUGCUUGUGUGGGGUUGCUGACGAAUGCGAGGAGGGAUCAGAUAUUUGGGGCGACGGCUGCGUAUGCGGCUGUGCUGGUUGUUUUUGUGAGUGGGAAUUUGGGAAGCGCACCUAGCUCGGGGAGUUGUGUUUGUACGCCUGGAAUAUGA
Molecule: messenger RNA, 924 nt
Organism: Lachnellula hyalina
Lineage: Eukaryota; Fungi; Ascomycota; Leotiomycetes; Helotiales; Lachnaceae
Exons: 2
Coding region: 1-924 (307 amino acids)
Source: RefSeq, a predicted model, not a curated record